Messenger RNA from Seriola aureovittata, 5995 nucleotides. RefSeq names its product forkhead box O1 a (gene foxo1a). Lineage: Eukaryota; Metazoa; Chordata; Actinopteri; Carangiformes; Carangidae. Gene Ontology annotation, molecular function: RNA polymerase II cis-regulatory region sequence-specific DNA binding; DNA-binding transcription factor activity, RNA polymerase II-specific. Gene Ontology annotation, biological process: regulation of transcription by RNA polymerase II. The record is from RefSeq and is a predicted model, not a curated record. Gene Ontology annotation, cellular component: nucleus. Bases 850 to 2916 code for a protein of 688 amino acids. The transcript is spliced from 3 exons.
GAAAAUUAAUUUAGAAACUGUCUCAGAAAGAGUAGUAGGCCUAUAUGGGGUCUAACUUUCAGGUAGCAGCGCAUGAAAAAAUAUAAGUUGUUAUCAUCUCCAUUGAAUAUUAUCCAGCAGAUGAAUGAAUAAAAGAGAAAAAGAAGAAUAUUUCUAAUUAAAUGUGAAGGUGAUGACAAAGAUACAUUAAAACACAAACAUCACUGUUAGAAAUAUAAAGGAAAAUGUAGGCUAAUAGGCCACACUGACGUCAUGUGUAAAAUAAUAUACUAUAUUUAACAUUAAUAAGACAUUUUCUAAAAGAGAGAAACACAGCUGACAGAAAAAAAAUAGUUUUUUUUUUCUUUUUUUGCUCCACAUAUUUGCCAGGCGAAAGAAUGAAAACAAGGAAUUUUUUUUUCAUCUAACUCUUUCGGUCUCAUUCAUUGGAGCUCUUCAUGUGUCAAUCAAAUGUGGGCGGUGUCAGCCGCUAAAUGAUACUUCCAGUAAGUCCUCACAUGCUGUACAACACAGAGAGUCAACAGGCUGUACGGGGCGCAGUCUCAACAUCACUACGACUGGAUAACAACAACAAACCAGCGGCUCAGCGCUCUGUGGCCACUUACACAACUUUUUUCACGUGAAAGACCUUUUCAGAAAGAUAAUUUUUAUCACUGUUGACUCAGAUUUUUACCGGCUUGGGAUGUAACUGUCAGUGUAGAGUUUGCGCCCAGGCGGAGCACUGUUUUCCCGGACAGAUUUAUCUCCUGUUCGCUCACAUUUCACAGGCGAAGCUACAACUUUUGAGGGGCGACAGAUUUUGCCGCUUUUACAUGACAUUGUAACACUUGGCUCCGUCACCUCUCGACCAUGGCGGAAGCGGCCCAGCAGCCACACCUGGUGGAAAUCGACCCGGAUUUUGAGCCCCUGCCGCGGCCCCGCUCCUGCACUUGGCCCUUGCCCCGACCGGAGUUCAUCAACCCGGGCGACUCCAACACGUCAUCGCCGGUGCCGUCUGUGAAGCAGGAGCCCGCCAGCAACGCCGAGUUCAUCAACAACCUGAGCCUGCUGGAGGAGUCCGAGGACUUCCCGGAGCAGAAACCUGUCAUCCUGUGCUCUGAUUUUCAGUGUCAGGAGAACUGCGUCCACCAGCAACCUCCACAGCAGCAGCAGCAACAGCAGCAACAUCAGCAACAACAUCAGCAGCAACAUCAGCAGCAGCAUCAGCAGCAGCAGCAGCAGCCCCCGAACCCGCAACUCCCGCAUCAGCAGCAGCAGCAGCAGCAGCAGCAGCAGCAGCAGGUGCCUCUGCUCUCCUCCCCGGUCGGCUCCUCGUCCUCGGCGGCCGCGGCCGCAGCUGCCGCCGCUGCCCAGAGGAAGAGCAGCUCCUCCCGGCGAAACGCAUGGGGGAAUAUGUCAUAUGCAGACCUCAUAACCAAAGCUAUCGAAAGUUCUCCUGAGAACCGACUAACUCUGUCUCAGAUUUAUGACUGGAUGGUGAAGAGUGUGCCAUAUUUCAAGGACAAAGGAGACAGCAACAGCUCUGCAGGCUGGAAGAACUCCAUCAGACACAACCUGUCGCUGCACAGCCGCUUUGUCCGCGUCCAGAAUGAGGGGACGGGCAAGAGCUCGUGGUGGAUGUUAAACCCAGAGGGCGGGAAGAGCGGCAAGUCCCCGCGACGUAGAGCAGCCUCCAUGGACAACAACAGCAAGUUCACCAAGAGCAGAGGAAGAGCAGCCAAGAAAAAGCUGUCCCUGCAGGGCGGCCCUGACGGAGGCGCAGACAGCCCCGGCUCCUACUCUAAGUGGCCUGGCAGCCCCAACUCCCACAGCAACGAUGACUUUGAUGCAUGGAGCAGCUUCAGGCCUCGGACCAGCUCCAACGCGAGCACUCUGAGCGGCCGCCUCUCACCCUUCAUGCCUGAGGAUGAUCUCGGAGAGGCAGAUGUGCAUAUGGGCUACCCGGGACCCCCGGGGGCCAAAAUGACAGCCACGCUGCCCAGCCUCACGGAGAUGACUGGCUCUCUGGGACACAGUUCUGAGAAUGUUAUGGAAAACCUCCUGGACAACCUAAACUUGCUCUCGCCCAACAAUUCUCAAGUUGGAGGAGGAGCGACGACCCCCGGCUCCUCCCAGUCCUCCCCGUCUCCUAUGAUGCAGCCGAGCCCUGGGUACCCCACAUACAGCUCCCCCAGUAUGGUGACGCAGCCUCAGCAGGAGUAUCGCAAGUGUGUGUAUGGUCAAGCGGGAAUUAACACCCUGUCACCCAUGCCGCUGCAGACACUGCCAGAGAGUAAGCCCGGCUUCGGGCCGGGUUUGGGCCAGUACAGCUGCCCUGCAGGGCUCCUGAAGGAGCUGCUGACGUCAGAUACAGACCAGCACGGAGAGCUCAUGCCGUCAGUGGACACCGUGGUGUCUCAGUCCAGCGGAGGCUGCAUGCUGCCGCCAUACAGCAGCAGUCAGCACGCAGCCAAACUCAUGGGAGGAGGAAACGGUCACCUGCACAGUCUCUCUCACACUCACCCCCACAAUGUGCACAGCCAAGCCCCCGCCACGUCACCGGCUAUGAACGGCCGCUUGCUCAUGUCCCUGAGCCACAGCGGGGGCACCACGCGUUUGCCUACAGCCAAAAGCCCCAUGCAGAUGCCUUAUGGCCUCUCCAGCCACCUCGGUGGGGGAGGCAUGCCCGGUGGCUUCUGCCCUCUCAACACCAACGGAUACGGUCGACCCGGCCUGGCACCACCAUCACACCCAGAGAAGCUGCCCAGCGACUUGGACGACAUGUCCAUCGAAAAGUUUGAGUUUGACAUGGAGACGGUCCUCCAUGACACUCUGAUGGACGGGGACUCACUGGACUUCAACUUUGAGCCAAUGGUGACCCAACAGGGUUUCCCCCACGGGGUGAAGACCACCACACACAGCUGGGUGUCAGGGUAAAAAACUGUAGUACGAAAAAAGUUCUGUUCGUCCGGACUGUUGUUGUUGCUGUUUGGCAAAAGACAGAAUCAGAACUCAUCUGAGACAACAAAAAAAAUAAAAAUAUCGUAGGAUGUUAAAUCCUCAUCCCAACAUCAUCUGCGGUUUCUGUACCAUCAACAUUUCUGUUUCACAAAUACUCCAGCAGACUGAGACUGGUCACGAUCUGCUGAGGAUGCAACACCAUUAGAGCCCCCGAACUGAAGAAGAUGAAAUCAGAAUUAUUUUUGAAAUCUCACAUAUUCUGUACAAACUUAAGUGCCAAACAUUUUUGCCUUAACGUAAGAGCCAAACUGAAACACACCUCCUCUGGUUUCCUCACCAAGGUUAGAAAUACUAUACAGUGGUUUUGUCUGCGAGUGACACUGCCAACUCCAUCUCAUCAUCAGCAGCACAAUCUGUUUACUUUGUCUCCACAAUCAAACUUUUUGUAUGUACAGUGUAGGGAUAAUUGAUUACCACUACGGACAAAUUAUGAAGGUAAUCUGGCUCAUGGGUUCGUGGACUGACAUGAUGUAAAGUGAGAGACUUCUCAAGGGAUCCUCGGAUGAUGUUACAUAAUAACUCACUUUGUUAUCGCCUGAAUGUACAUAAUGUCAUCAUACCGUUUGUAAAAUCAGGUCUUGUAGUGUAUUUUAUAAGACUGUAAAUAGUGUUUACAGAAUGGAAGCAAAAAUUAAGGCAGCAGAAAUGAGCUCACAAAGAAAACUGGAUCAGAUUCUUUCAAAAGCACGUGGAGUGGACGGAUCUGUGCUUUGAGAAUCCUUCUCAAUCAGGCUGUAAAAUGGUAAUACACUCUCUGAUUUGUUGUACAUACAUUACGAAUGUAUAUUAAAAUGAUGUAGUAGGUGUUUACUAGAUUUAGUAUAUAUUUGAAACCUAAAUUAUUUGUGGUUUAAUAUAGAUUUAUGCUGGUGCAUAACCUGCGCUCGGAUGUCAGAAUUGUCCUGAGUCGUUCGUCACUCUGAACCUUAAUACCACAGGGGCCUAUUUAUUGUGCCUAACAGAGUAGACUGCAGGCUUGAAGGGUUUUAUAUUGUAAAUGUCUACGGUCCAGAAGAUACUCAAAUCCAGCAGCCUUGAAGAGAAGUACAGUGAAUUCUUUAUUUUCAGCUCCCUGCUUUCAUAAGAAGAAGCGAGCAGGCUGCAGGUGUUUCCUGAGCGCUUAGGAGGUCGAGGCAGGUUGGAGAAAAGAUAUUCUCACACACACACACAAGGCUGAGUCCAAGACCUGCUAGAGAUUGUCAUUGAAGUCACUGUGAGUUACCAGCCGGUCCCCCUGUUCAGUUUCAGAACGUUUUCUUCUUUGUCUCAAAAGGUUAGCCUGACUGAUGUAAAACAGUACAGUAUGAUUCCUCUGAUGCCAUCUAUAGGAUCAGCUUUACUGCUUUUUAAUGAGACUCCACUUUCAGUCUGCCCCUCCUACCUCUACCUGUCUCUGUGUCUUUUUAAACAUUUGAUAUAACGGUAACACGUGAUAGCUUGAUAGCUCCAGUCAUUUUUUUUCUUUUUUUUUCUUUUUAAUAACACGUUUAUUUUUGAAAGUUUCCCCUGAAAAGUGCUACUAAGUGUUAAGUAUCUUAUCUAGCUUGUAUAUUUGCAUUUUCCCACUUCUCCCACUUAUUGCUGUACUAACAAUGAGCUUGUCAGCCUGUCGAUGACCUGUUACGCAGAGUCACAUGUAGUGUGCAAGAUUGUGGCGACCUUUGUGAAGAUGGUGUGUGUAAACAUGGCUGCUUCUCAUGAAGUCGUCUGGUUCGGUGGCUAAAAGACCAAGUGGCUUAGAGAUAACUAAAACUGAAAACUGCCUAUUCGACAUUAAUGUUUAUUGAUUGAUUUAUACAGAAACCACAUAUAUCAGUGUGUGUCUGAUCAUGUGUUGGCAAGGACUGGGAGUAUGCAGGUUUUUUUUUUUUUUUUUUUUUUUUUUUUUACUAAUGAGUUCACCUCCAACCGCAGGAGGAAAGCUCUUUAAAUUAGUUUUGGUGUUUGGCUGAAAUGAAAACUUGCACACUCCACAAACCAGUAAUGGCACAAGAUCUGACACGGCUGGCUGAGAUUUUUAAGAAAGCCAUGGAGCGGGCAGGUUUAAGAAGAGUAAAAUGAAAUUCUUAACAUUUCAAAAGGCUCUGCAGAGAAGCCGUGAAAGAAGCUGCUGUUUGGCUUUGGUGCCAGGUGUUGCCUUUUCUUACCCAAACAUGCCAUAAUGUACUAUAGCCAAAUUUGCCUUUGAAGUUAAAGUGAUAUAUUUAGCAUUUUUAUCAUGUGAUAUGUUCAGAAUUAUAUAUAUUUGUGCCGGUCACUCAAGUCAGGAUAAACUGUAAUGAAUCCAUGUAGUCAGUGUCACAGGGUUCACUCUAAAAGUAAAAGAGCUGUACUAAGUAAAUUAUAUCUCUACAUUUUUAAAUGAUUGAAUCUAUGCAUUGUAUUCCUUAAUUUUAUGUUGCUAUUGUUAUAUUUUCUUUUUUUCUUUUUGAACUUAUGACAGAGAUAUUUUAUUGUAACAUAGCGCUGUGAGAUAUUAUGGUGUCGUUGUUGUCAAAACUCUAUGUUCCAGAUAGUUAUAUGGGAAAAAAAUGAAGUUUAUUUAGAAAAUAGAUGAUGCAGUGAUUGAUAUGCUAAGCUUUUGUAAACUGACAAUGUUGUAUUUCUUGUAUUUAGCCACCGUUUUUAGAAAAUAGCAUCAAAAAAACAAAUUACUGAAAAAAAAAUGUUAAGAUAUAUUGCAUUUUUAAAAUGAAAAACACAAUAUUUAGUCUGUCAGAGAAGUCCUGCUCAGAAUGCAGAUUCUGGACCAAUUUUUGUAAUUUUAUGAAUAGAAAGAUAUUGCACUUUUACUUACAUUUUAUAACAAAGUGCUCCUCGUAACACGAGGAAGAGUACCCAAUACAUAUUUUAAAAUGAAAAUCUGUUACAUUUAACUUAUACAGGUAUACAGGAAUAAAUUGGAAUUGUGACGUGUGAUUUGCAAUCAAUAAGAAUAUGUAACUUGUUCAAUAUUAAUGUAUUAAGACCUGAAUAAAUGUACUUCUGUGUUAAA